AUGUUUGAGGAAAAGCUCAUACUUACUGUGGCAGGAGCCUGCUCCACUCUGGCUUUGGUUAUCUUCUCAGUUGUCGUGCCAUCGUUUCUCAACACCAUGAACGAGAUUCAUCAACAAGUGCUCGACGGCGUUUCUGUGUUUCGCGCCGAGACCGACAUCGUCUGGUCCGAAAUUAUGGACGCCCAGACAGCCCUUCGUCCCGUAUCAAAACCCCGUGAGAAUCCUUUUAACUCGAUUUUCCGCCGGAAGAGGCAAUAUGGCCUGCCUGCUUGGUGUCAUUGCGAACCCCUCAAAGUAACUUGUGCACCUGGACCUCCAGGACCUCCCGGACCUCCUGGACAGCCCGGAAAUCCUGGACUUCCAGGCCCACCUGGUGAGGACAACAGAGUUACUUACGCACCGAUCACAUGCCCACCUAUUGACACAGCGUGCAUCAAGUGCCCACCCGGACCGCCUGGACCUCCUGGGAUGGCUGGACCACCAUGA
Cooperia oncophora is the source of this 486-nucleotide messenger RNA. The record is from the annotation of a GenBank genome assembly. NCBI's taxonomy places the organism in Eukaryota, Metazoa, Nematoda, Chromadorea, Rhabditida, Trichostrongylidae.